AUGUCCAAGGCAACCCCGCCCAAUCACAUCAUCACGAACGCGUCCGUCGACGUCGCGCCCGGCGUCACCAUAGACGAUCAUCGGCGAACGCUCGUCGGCGUCGUCCUCGACCUCUUCCAGGGCAAACCCAGUCUCUACAAGAUGGACUUCUUCGCCGAGGACGCCGUCUACGAGGACCCCGUAGCGAAGAGCGUCGGCAGGACGUCGAUAGCAGGGCAGUUCUACGGCCUCCCCGAGCUCUUUCGCUCGUCUGUGACCAAGUCCGCGCAGAUCACCGCCUCCGACGCGCACACGACGUCCUUCCGCGUCCUGCACGAGUUCACGCCCAAGCUCGUCCCGAAGACGGUCUCGUUCGACACUGUCAUGACGAUCACCGUCGACGCCGCGGGCAAGAUCACGCACUGGCGGGACCGCCCGAGCGCGGGGAUCCCGGAUGGCGGGUCCGGCCUGGCGGAGUGGCUGCGCACGAAGCAGAGCGAGCUGACGAAGGCGGUGCUGAACCUGCCGAAUGACGAGGAGGAGGAUCUGGAGCGAUGGCGGAAGUGGUAUGGAGACGCGGUGCCGAAGUGA
This is a messenger RNA of Rhodofomes roseus, 570 nucleotides long. RefSeq lists its product as uncharacterized. The transcript has 2 exons. The coding region runs from base 1 to 570 and encodes 189 amino acids. The record is from RefSeq and is a predicted model, not a curated record. NCBI's taxonomy places the organism in Eukaryota, Fungi, Basidiomycota, Agaricomycetes, Polyporales, Fomitopsidaceae.